GGAUUAGCCUUCAUCUUGAAUGUCCCAUCACCCUUGUUAACAGCACUGUCUGCCUAGCUCAACUAUUCUUCUCAGAUGGCACAAGGAGUUCCAAAAAGAAAAAUGUAAACAAACAAAACAAAGGACAGAUUAAAAUUAUUCUAUGACUACUUUUUCCUUACUCUAUUCUCAAAUUAAUAUUUCCUAAUCCAGAAUUUAUAUUGGCUCAAGCUCUGCUGUAUUUGAGAAAAUGCACUAGCACAAUGAGAAUUAACCAGCAUGUGGGCUAAUGACCCAUCAGUCACAUACUCACAUAUCAUAAGCUACUAGAAUGGUGAGAACAAAGAGAUGAACAGAAUCUAAAUAGAGGAUAUGGCAAAGGCAACCUUUCACUGGAAAAUAGGAAUUGCAGGAAGUAAAAAGGGCCCUUGUGACAUUUCAAAUUCCAUAAAAAGGGAAGAAAAGGCAAAGAAAAGAUGGAACCUAUGAAAAACAUUUGGUGAAAGAAUGUUUUUUCUUUUUUUAUCGAAGGUGCCAUGCCAGUUUCCACCUAGGGAUUAAAACAAAAACACGGGAAAUAAGAUUCAUUGCGAGAAUAAAAGUAGAUUCUCUCCUGUUUUGUUUCUUUAUCCUUGAUCAUGAAUAGAAGUGGAUUCUAAGUAAUCUGCUUUCAUCUAGUCAUGAAGAACAGGACUUCUUGAAUAUUUCUUCACCUGUUCAUCAUUGAUCCAAAGAUUAACCAGAAAAGAAGAAAAGAAAAGAAAAUGCAAGAAACUCUAAGUGCUUAUAUCAUGUUCUUCUUGUCACCCUCACCAUUGAGAAAAUGCAUACAUUCUAGAUUUCGUGGAAAAUUUCAAAUUCAGACUCCCUUCUUCAGUCCAAAUUCAACUGCUACAUCCCCAUUAAACCACAUGAUCCUAUGCAGAUCUCAGAAACUGUACUUUAGAACCUCUCUUGGUCUUUUUCCAGCCUCUUCCAUUAAUUAUGCAAGCAAAACACUAACCAUUCCUCACUCUUCUUGUUCUUCUUCAAGGCACUAUAUCUCUCCUUCACUUUUAUCUUCUGGUUUUCAUACUCCUCCACAGCCCAAUACGCUUCUUCUCUUCAACUGCUUAAAUAGUAACUCUCCCAUGCCAUCAUUUAUGUCUAACAUGCAGUCAAUUGAAUCCAUGUGCAGGUUCUGCUUGAACUCAAGGGAAAAAUCACGUUACAGUCAGGAGUAUAGAAGUACUUCAAAAGAUGAUGACUACAAGGGGCAUGAAUUGGGUACAAGGAUAUCAUUUGGCAUUCCUGAUCAUGUGCCAUAUAUCUGUAAUGAGUGCCAAAAAACUAAUGGAAAUUGUGGCAUUGGGUUGGAGUGCGUAUGCCACCCUCAAGAUUGUAGUUAGUUUCAUCGUCUAUGAUCUCUCGAAUAAUUGAUAUUUUAGUCUGUUUUCUUGUUCAUCCAGUUUUUAAUGGUUUUAAUGUUGAUUUCGCAGAAGACAAGGUAAUUUCAAUGGCAGGAUCAACUAAGCCUAUUGUCAA
Molecule: messenger RNA, 1503 nt
Organism: Populus nigra (black poplar)
Lineage: Eukaryota; Viridiplantae; Streptophyta; Magnoliopsida; Malpighiales; Salicaceae
Exons: 2
Coding region: 744-1367 (207 amino acids)
Source: RefSeq, a predicted model, not a curated record